AUGUCUGCUGCAUCAAUUGCUAGCUGCUUCUCGAAGAUUUUUAUACGGAAAAUGCAUGUCACGUAUUUGCCUAUGAGUUGGAGGUCGGGAGAUAACUAUUGCUAUCUCCUAACUGAUGAACCAUCCAAUAAGUCAUGGUUGAUUGAUCCAGCAUACCCUUCAGAUAUCAUGGACUUUUUAACGAAAAAGAAUAAAACUGAGGUUACAGGAAUAGUGAACACGCAUCACCAUUAUGAUCAUGCUGGAGGAAACGGCAAAUUGCUCUCUUCCAUUUAUAAAGGAGUUCCUGUUAUUGGUGGCAAAGAUUGUCCUUAUGUGUCAUAUAUUCCUUCCGAUGAAGAAGUGAUUCAAUUGGGAAAGAAUAUAGAGAUUACCGCGUACCACACCCCUUGUCAUACGCAAGACUCGAUCUGCUAUUAUGCUAAAGACAAGAAAACGGGCGAAAAAUGCGUUUUUACUGGCGACACUUUGUUUACAUGCGGGUGUGGUAGAUUUUUCGAAGGCACGGCCGAUCAGAUGAUCAAAGCACUACAAAAGAUAGCAGACCUACCUCCAGAAACUAUCACGUACCCGGGUCACGAAUACACGGCUUCAGAUGUGAAAUUUGCAAAGACUGUGUACGGAGAUUCGAAUAAGGCGUUGAAUAAGUUGGAAGAGUUUGCAGGUAAGCACGAGUUUACCACAGGAUUCUUCACAGUCAAGGAUGAAAAAGCAUUCAAUCCAUUUUUCAGAUUGUCUGAUGACGAUGUGGUGAGGGCCACAGGUAAGAAAGAUCCAGUUUCUGUGAUGGCGGAAUUGAGAGCUAUGAAGGAUUCCUUUUAA
This is a messenger RNA of Brettanomyces bruxellensis, 822 nucleotides long. RefSeq lists its product as uncharacterized. Gene Ontology annotation, molecular function: hydroxyacylglutathione hydrolase activity. Lineage: Eukaryota; Fungi; Ascomycota; Pichiomycetes; Pichiales; Pichiaceae. The coding region runs from base 1 to 822 and encodes 273 amino acids. The transcript has a single exon. The record is from RefSeq and is a predicted model, not a curated record.